AUGGAUGCGGCGGAGGCCGGCGCGGGCGGCAGGGCGGGCAGCAGCGCCGACAGCCUGGCCGAGGAGGAGGAGGACGAGGACGAGGCGGGUCCCGGCAGCGGCCGGUCCAGCCGUACCUCGUCGCUGGUGAGCGGACUGCUCACCGAGCUGUACAGCGCCGCCGAGGCGGCCGCCUCCUCGGGCAGCGCCCGCUCCCGCGCCCUCCGGGAGCUGCAGCAGCGGCCGAGCCAGGUCAAUUACCUGCGGCUGAAAGAUGUUGAUGAAUUAACAACUAUAAAACGAGAACUGAAUUACAGAAUUUCUGUUCAAUCAGCAAAGUUGCUCCGUCUUCUGAAGCAGAAAGACAGGCUCGUACAAAAAGUCCAGAGGAACUGCGACAUUGUCACAGCUUGUUUACAGGCAGUUUCCCAGAAACGCUCAGAAAUGUUCAGAUACAAGUAAUUUCUUUGUCAAAAGAAGGUCUUUUGCUCUCCAAAACCUCACUUUGAUUACUUCAUAUUAAAUUUAAAGGGUGUUCUCUCUAUAUUUUAUUGACCAUGUAAGCAUUGCUAUGACUUUUAUUCCAGUUGUUAACUCUAGACUUUAUGCUGGUGGUUACUGCAGCAGUUAAAAUAUAUUGUUACUUUAACAGUGCUUGUAUGACACAUCUUUUAGCUUGCUCAUGAGAUGCAACUAUCUGCUAUAGCUUUACUGCUAUAGUUGGCACAUGAAGGCAAUAAGUAAAAUAAAUUUAUUCUC
Lonchura striata (white-rumped munia) is the source of this 738-nucleotide messenger RNA. The record is from RefSeq and is a predicted model, not a curated record. Lineage: Eukaryota; Metazoa; Chordata; Aves; Passeriformes; Estrildidae.